Lasiosphaeria miniovina is the source of this 936-nucleotide messenger RNA. RefSeq lists its product as uncharacterized. NCBI's taxonomy places the organism in Eukaryota, Fungi, Ascomycota, Sordariomycetes, Sordariales, Lasiosphaeriaceae. Gene Ontology annotation, cellular component: nucleus. The transcript is spliced from 3 exons. The record is from RefSeq and is a predicted model, not a curated record. The coding region runs from base 1 to 936 and encodes 311 amino acids. Gene Ontology annotation, biological process: regulation of mRNA splicing, via spliceosome. Gene Ontology annotation, molecular function: mRNA binding.
AUGCCUCGAGAAUCGCGCAAGUCCCAAUGGGGACCAGACAGCACGUCUGCCAGUCUUGCUGGCCUCAGCACAGCAAUCAUUGCGCCCAUGACGAGCGAGCAACUCGAGGUAUAUGCCACGCACGUGCGUAUUGAGGAGAUAACCCAGAAACUCAAGACGGAUGAUAUUGUCCCAGCUGACCACUCUCGCAGGUCUCCGUCUCCCGCUCCCCAACAUGGCAACUCCGGCAGGCGAACCAACACACGCUACCACCGCUUCCAAGAACGCCUCGAGGUCGAACGCCACUCGCUAAUCCAACAAGCCAGCCGCACCAUCCCAAACUGUCGACCGACCACCGGCUACUCGCGCCAGAAGAUGCGCCAAGCCAUGAAAGCCAAGGUCUACAUCCCUGCCAAAGACUUCCCAGAAGUGAACUUUAUCGGCCAGACCCUGGGCCCGCGCGGCCCGAGUCUCGUCGCCAUGAACACCGAGUCAGGCGCCAACAUUGCCCUCCGCGGCCGAGGUUCCGUCAAAGAGGGCAGCUCCAAGCGACUACUAAGAGCUAGCAGCAGCAACGUGGAUACUCACCAUCACGACCGCAACCGCCUGCUAGCUGCCGAGCACAACGAACCGCCCCACUGCCUCAUCACAGCCGACGCGCAGGACAAACACGCCAACGAGAGGAAGCGCGGGCAGCUGCGCGACCUGGCCGUCGUCAACGGGACCUUUCGCGAUGACGAGGGGCGCCGGAGCCAAGAUGAGAGCGGGCUCGCAAGCCGCUGCGAAACACCGCAGGGCCUGCCAGGAGUCGCGCGUGGUGGCGUGCGGCGAUCGACGGCCACGACCACGACCACGACGCCUCCGUGGCGUCCGUGGCGGAAGACGGGCCGCGGUAGGGGCACGGCGGAAUCGGAUGCCCUCAAUGACAUGUAUGCUCAGUUCUUGGCAGAGAUCUGA